Schistocerca cancellata (South American locust) is the source of this 1644-nucleotide messenger RNA. RefSeq names its product radial spoke head protein 6 homolog A (gene Rsph4a). The transcript is spliced from 10 exons. Lineage: Eukaryota; Metazoa; Arthropoda; Insecta; Orthoptera; Acrididae. The coding region runs from base 1 to 1644 and encodes 547 amino acids. The record is from RefSeq and is a predicted model, not a curated record. Gene Ontology annotation, biological process: cilium movement involved in cell motility; cilium assembly; axoneme assembly. Gene Ontology annotation, cellular component: radial spoke; axoneme.
AUGACUUGCACUUUGUCAUUGAUGGAGAAUCCAAACAGUGAGAAGGCAUCCAGGUAUGACCAUUUGAGUGCUUUGAUAAAUAAAAUACUUUCAGAGAAGCCAGAAAAUAUAAUGGAAGGAUUUGAAGAGUACAGCCGAACCUUGAAAGAAAAAUGGUUCAGAUCAGCUGCAGAUUGUCUUCAGGACCAAUAUAUCAUUCGUAACUAUCCAGAUUACACACAGAAGCUCAUCACUCUAUUUAGGCCUCUUCCAGAAGAAAAGACGGAGACAGAAGAUGAUGAGGAGGGAGCAGGUGACAAAAGGAUGGAUCUUAUGGAACUUCAAUACUACUUUGAGCAAGCAGGGGCAGGAUUAUCAAAAAAUGAAAUGUUCUGCACAUCAGCAGCACUUUACAACUUGGGUCAACGAGAAAUCAUAAAGAAGUACAGGUUCUGGGGAAAGAUAUUUGGUCUUGAAAAGAAUUACAUCAUUGCUGAGGUGGAGCUAACAGAAGAGGAGACUACGCAACGCAUUGAGGAACAAGAGAGACUGGAAGAAGAACGAAGAGCAGCACUGGAAGAAGCUGAGGCAGAGGCAGAACAAGAAGCUAAGCCUGAGGAGAUUGUUCCUAAAGCAGAGCUAGGAGAAGAAGGUGAAGAAGGUGAAGAAGAAGGUGAAGAGGAGGAAGAAAAAAUUAAACUCAAACCUGCACCAAAGAUACCACGACCACCUAAAUCCAUGUAUAAGAAGCCACCUGAUGUGCCACCAGAAAAAAUAGGUGAAGGCACAAAUCAAAAGGUCUACUUUGUUUGUAAUAGACCUGGGGAAGAAUGGAUAGAAUUACCCAAUGUUACACCCCAACAAAUUACUACUGCUCGUCAAAUUAGAAGAUAUUUCACAGGAAAUCUGGAUACAGAGAUGUUUACAUAUCCACCAUUCCCUGGAAAAGAGAUUAAUUAUCUUCGAGCACAGAUUGCUCGUAUAUCUGCAGGAACUCAGAUCUCUCCACUUGGAUUCUAUAAUUUUGGAGAGGAUGAGGAAGAAGAAGUUGAAGAAGAAGAAGGAGAGGAAAGGAUCCCUGUUCCAAAUGCAGCUUUUGAGCCAGUGCCUUUAAGAGAUCUUCUCGAUCCAAGCAUGUCCUUCUGGGUCCAUCACGGAAGGCACAUAUUGAAGCAAGGCCGGACGAAAUGGUGGAAUCCAAAGCAAAAGUCAGAGGAUGAGGUUGAAGAAGCAGAGGAAGAAGAAGAAGAGGAAGAAGUAGAACCAGAAGUAGGACCUCCAAUGUUCACACCCCUUUCAGAGGAUGCAGCAUUAGAAACUAUGCCUGCUUGGAGUGUUCGAAUAGGAUCUCAAAUUGUUAAAGAUACAGCCAUUGCCUUUGUUCGUUCAAAUUUAUGGCCUGGUGCAUUUGCUUUUGCAGCAGGCAGGAAAUCUGACAAUAUUUAUUUGGGAUGGGGCCACAAAUAUGUUGCUCAUAACUAUUCUCCUCCUGGGAUGGAGUCUAUUCAAACAGAAUACCCCCUUGGGCCAGAAAUAAUGGAAAUUGAGGACCCAUCUGUAGAACAAGAAGAAGCAUGGAGACUGGCUCGCGAGAAAAAGAAGGCUCGACCCGAAGAAGAAGAAGAAGAGGAAGAGGAAGGAGAGGAGGAGGAAGAUGAAGAUUAG